GCACCCAUCUCGCAGCUUCUCCAAAAUAAGCAAUUCAAUUUUUUUGUUUUGUUAUUUUUUUCAAUUCCAAUGAACUGUUUUAUUUUCUUUGUUUUCUAUAUUCUUGUUUCCUCUUCCACCACCGGAGGAGAAGGAGAAACAGAGGCAUGCAAGCCCACGGAUGUCUUCCUCAUCAAUUGCGGCGCUACCUCCAACACCUCCGACACCACCGGCCGAACUUGGACGCAGGAUCAGCAGAAGGAUCAUGCAUUGAAUUCAGUCAACGCGUCAUUCCCUUCAGAGGCUUCCAAACUAGAAUGGCCGGUUCAUCAGGUUCCUUACAAGACCGUUCGGAUAAUCCGAUCCAAAUUCACUUACACUAUUUCAGUCUCUCCCGGCUGGAAAUUUGUCCGGUUGCAUUUUUACCCGACCCGUUACGGAUCCGACCUCGACGCCGUCAAGUCUCUUUUCUCCGUCACUGCGAACGGUUUUACUCUCCUCAAAAACUUCAGCCCCGGUUUAACAGCAAAGGGUUCCAGUAAACCGUUCGUUAUCAAGGAGUUUAUUGUCCCUGUUUUGGGUGGACACAAGACGACGCUAAACCUCACGUUAACGCCGUCUCCGCACACUCUCGCUUUCAUUAACGGCGUGGAGAUUGUCUCUAUCCCUAACCGGCUUUACACAAAGGGAGGAUUUGAUGACCGCAUAACAGACGUUGGUACCAACAAUGACUUUGAGAUAGACGCUACCACGGCACUCGAGACCGUUUACCGCGUCAAGGUCGCUGGAGAUGAGGUACCUGAGAUAACCGACCCUGGAAUGUUCCGACAGUGGCCUUCCGAUUCUGAAGCCAUACAAAAAAUAGAAUCUGUUGAUACCUCAAUAAUUAGUAGGUUUGCGGGUUUUGUAGAGCAAUAUAUCAAUUAUACUAAGAAAACGCCUGCCUGCGUAGCGCCUAAGGCCGUGUACGGGGGGACCUAUCUCGAUAUUGAGAACGAGAAGUACCCUAAGCAAAACCCGGAUUUUGGUUUGACAUGGCUCUUCCCAGUGGACGCUGGAUUCAACUACCUUGUCAGGCUUCAUUUCUGUGACAGUACAUGGAAGAGAGCAGCCUUGCCGAGGUUCUCCAUCUACAUCGGUAACAAGAUUGCCAAGGCUGAAACCGACGUAAGAAACCUGAGCGGUGGUCCUAUGCUUCCAAUGUAUCUAGACUUCAAAACAUUUUUAUCCGGCAAAAGUGGAAAGAGACCUAAUCUACGACUUGACUUGCAUCCUCAAAACAAGGAAAAUCAACAGUAUGUCGAUUGUGGUCUGGGUGGUAUAGAGAUUCUCAAGCUUAGUGACUCCAAGGGAAAUCUCUCCGGAUCUAAUAAAGGUCCAAUAGCUUUACAUGUUCUGGCAAUCAUCCUCAUAGCCACUGGUUCCGUAGCUGGGCUGGCGACUUUCAUCAUUGUCCUCAUGCGCCAAACUAAGAGGAAGAAUAAGAAGGACAAUAAUGUCGUUGUAUUAAAGGUAUUGCUAAAACAGUACACUUAUGCAGAGUUGAAGAAAAUAACCAAAUCAUUUUCACACACUCUUGGGAAAGGAGGAUUUGGAACCGUAUAUGGAGGUAACCUUUGUGACGGUGUUAAGGUCGCAGUAAAAGUCAUGAAAGAUCUGAAGGGAACUGGUGAAGAUUUCAUGAACGAAAUCGCAAGUAUGAGCCAGACAUCUCAUGUAAACAUUGUUUCUCUGCUUGGUUUCUGCUAUGAAGGUUCAAAAAGAGCAAUUGUAUAUGAGUUUCUAGAGAAUGGGUCUCUUGAUCAAUUCAUCUCUGUUGCAAACUCGAGCCUGAUGAAUGUGAAAACAUUAUAUGGAAUCGCGCUAGGCAUUGCUCGGGGAUUGGAAUAUUUGCAUUAUGGUUGCAAAACAAGAAUUGUGCAUUUCGACAUUAAACCUCAGAACAUUCUGUUAGAUGGUAAUCUUUGUCCUAAGCUCUCAGACUUUGGACUAGCUAAGCUCUGUGAGAAAAGAGAAAGCAUUGUCUCAUUGAUGGACACAAGAGGAACUAUAGGUUACAUUGCACCUGAGGUGGUCUCAAGAACGUAUGGUGGAGUCUCCCAUAAAUCAGAUGUGUAUAGCUUUGGAAUGUUGGUCCUCGAUAUGAUUGGAGCAAAUAACAAAGAAAUAUUGGCAACCGCUGCUUCUAACGCCAGUUCGGUUUACUUUCCAGACUGGGUUUAUAAGGAACUUGAAAAUGGAGAACAAACAUGGAGAUUUGGUGAUGAAAUAACCAUAGAAGAAAAAGAGACUGCAAAGAAGAUGGUCUUGAUUGGUCUUUGGUGUAUUAAACCAUGCCCAUCAUAUCGUCCACCCAUGAAUAAAGUUGUUGAGAUGAUGGAAGGAAGUUUGGAUGCUCUUGAAAUCCCUCCUAAGCCGUCUGUACAGAUUUCCCCAAGACUUACUACUGAAUCUUCCUCACUUUCUGAUAGUAACUGGAACGUUGAUUCUGCAGCAUGAUGGAAGUCAAACACUUUUUAUGAUUUGCAAAUAUUUUUAUUUUCUUUUGAAUGGAUAAAAAGAAAUGUAAGCGAAAAGGAUCAUCGUAAAAUUGUUUUGUGUUUCUUUGUUAAGCAAUCUUUUUAUUUUUGUAACACCGUUGUUAAGCGAUCUACAAAUCUAUAAAGCUAAGCAAAUUCCUUU
Messenger RNA from Raphanus sativus (radish), 2661 nucleotides. RefSeq names its product probable receptor-like protein kinase At5g39030. Lineage: Eukaryota; Viridiplantae; Streptophyta; Magnoliopsida; Brassicales; Brassicaceae. Gene Ontology annotation, molecular function: ATP binding; protein kinase activity. Bases 70 to 2478 code for a protein of 802 amino acids. The transcript has a single exon. Gene Ontology annotation, biological process: protein phosphorylation. The record is from RefSeq and is a predicted model, not a curated record.